Messenger RNA from Phalaenopsis equestris, 2036 nucleotides. RefSeq names its product probable NOT transcription complex subunit VIP2. NCBI's taxonomy places the organism in Eukaryota, Viridiplantae, Streptophyta, Magnoliopsida, Asparagales, Orchidaceae. Gene Ontology annotation, biological process: nuclear-transcribed mRNA poly(A) tail shortening; regulation of DNA-templated transcription. The record is from RefSeq and is a predicted model, not a curated record. Gene Ontology annotation, cellular component: P-body; CCR4-NOT core complex.
CUUCCCCUCCGCUUGCUAUCGAUAGUUGAAAUCUCCAGUCCUCCGCUUCACCUUCUCUUCGUCCGGGAAACAUUGCCGCCUCCGUUUUCUCUUCUUCUUAAGUUAAAAGAGCCCGCGGUCCGUAAAACCUUCAUUUUUGUCUUCUACUGUGUUCUGCAUUUCAGAUGUUUGACAGCUGCAGAAAGCUGAUAAAAAUGCAGUGGAAAGCCUUCGUUCAAGAGUCCAGCAGAACGAUGGAAUAGAAUUCUAUUAAAGCUUUGUGAAGAAAUGUCUGGGUUGCUCAAUUCACAACUUAACGGCUCGGCUUCAAGCUUCCCUGAAUCCACAGGCAGGCCAUUCACCAAUUCCUUUUCUGCCCAAUCUGCAACAGCCCAAGGAUUUCAUCCCUCUGGCUUGCACAAUGUAAGUGGUAGCUUCAACAUUCCCAAUAUGUCCGCUUCACUCACCUCUCGCAAUGUAGCAUUGAGUGGUGUCCCAUCGAACGGUGUUCAGCAAGCCGGGGGAAGCAUCUCUAGCGGACGUUUUGCAUCUAACAACCUUCCUGUUGCUUUAUCUCAGAUUUCACAUGGUAGCACGCUUGGACAUUCAGGAGUUACUAAUCGUGGUGGUAUAAGUAUUGUAGGAAGCCCUGCUUAUAGUAGCAGUUUGAAUGCAGUUAGUGGUUCGCUACCUGGAAUUUAUUCAAACUCCAUUGUUUCUAGUAACCGAAACUCCGUACCUGGUAUGAGUACUUCUCCCAUUUUGGGUAAUGUAACUUCGAGAACUGCAAACUCACUGAGUAACAUAGCCAAUGGCGGCAACGUGGGGAGAAACAUAAGCACUACUGGAGCAGCUCUUCCUGCUCUAGCAUCACGUGGAAAUUUUGGAGGAAAUAUUGGAGCAGGUAGUCUUAACUUACAAGGGACGAAUAGGUUGAUGGGAAGUAUGCUACAACAAGCACCUCAAAUGCUUGGCAUGCUUGGAAAUUCUUAUCCUGGGUCUGGAGGACUGUUAUCUCAGAAUCAUUUACAAGCAGGAAACAGUGCGUUGACCUCCAUGGCCAUACUCAAUGAUGUCAAUUCGAAUGAAAGUUCUCCAUUUGACAUGAAUGACUUUCCUCAGUUAACGGGGCGACCAAAUUCUUCUGGAGGGCAUCAAGGGCAAUUGGGUUCAUUAAGGAAACAAGGAAUCAGCUCUAUUGUCCAACAGAACCAGGAAUUUAGCAUUCAAAAUGAAGAUUUUCCAGCAUUACCUGGAUUCAAGGGUGGUAGCUCAGACUUUUCCAUGGAUUUGCAUCAGAAGGAGCAGCUUCAUGAAAAUGUCUCAAUGCUGCAAUCACAACAUUUCCCUAUGGGAAGGUCGGUCGGCUUCAACUUGGGAGGUAGUUAUCCAUUUGCUCGUCAACAGCAGCAGCAGCUUGCUUCUGCUGCUAGCACUGCUAGCAUUACUUAUAAACCCGGAAGCAAUCAAGAGCUUCUUCUCCAUGGUUCUGAUUUGUUUUCUUCCUCAAAUGGGACCUAUCAGUCUCAAAUUCAACCCAAUGGCCUCCCUAGCAUCGGAUUUAGGCCAUCGAGCUCUCCCAUUCCAGCUUCCGGUAUUGGAUUGUAUGACCAGAAUAUUCAGCAAUAUCAACACGUCCAAAAUCAAUCACAACAACAAUUGCAACAGAUGUCUUCUGUUACUCAGUCAUAUAGAGAUCAGAGUCUGAAAUCUUUGCAAGUAUCACAAACCACGACGGAUAGAUUUGGUUUGCUCGGUUUACUAAGUGUCAUAAGGAUGAAUAAUCCAGAUUUAACUUCCCUUGCCUUGGGGAUAGAUUUAACUACCUUAGGAUUAAAUUUAAACUCAAAUGAUAACCUUCACAAGAAAUUUGGUUCUCCAUGGUCUGACGAGCCCUUGAAAGGAGAGCCUGAAUCUAGUGUCCCUUCAUGCUACUAUGCCAAACAGCCUCCCCCACUUCAGCAAAGACAUUUUUCAAAACUUCAGCUGGGAACGCUGUUUUACAUCUUUUACAGCAUGCCAAAGGAUGAGGCUCAAAUAUAUGCUGCUUAUGAACU